CGCUCAGUGGUGCCUCUGUGGAAGGGAAUGGCGGGGAGUGAAGCCUGAGAGAGCGGGCCGGGACCGCGACCGCGGAGGGGGAUGAGGUGACGCCGCCAUGGCGAGCGACGGGGGCAGGAAGCAGUUCUGGAAGCGGAGCGGCGCGAAGGUGCCGGGCAGUAUUCAACAUGUGUAUGGAGCUCAGCACCCACCUUUUGAUCCAUUAUUGCAUGGAACCUUAAUAAAACCAGGCUCAAGGCCACCUACAACUCCAGUGAAAUUAAAGAAAGUCAGCACCUUCCAAGAAUUUGAAAGUAACACAAGUGAUGCUUGGGAUCUUGGAGAUGAUGAUGAUGAACUUUUAGCAAUAGCUGCUGAAAACUUAAAUACAGAAGUGGUCAUGGAAACAGCUCACAAAGUAAUUCAGAAUCACAGCAAGCUACAAGAACAGCAUAAAUUUCAGGAAGAACAUCUACAGGAAGAAAAGCAAGAAGAAUCUUCACAGCUGACCUCAGUUGCAUGUGGUGAUAAUAGGCUUGUUAAAUCAGUCAGUGAAGGUCAUACAUCGAGUUCAUUAGAGAAUGCUAGUGAAAAUUCUUCCAUGCAGAGAUCACAGUCACUUCCCCAAACUUCCAUACCUCCCUUGACAAGUGGGGUGGCAGACUUCAACACCUCAGUUACUCCUGCAUUAACUGAGAGAGAAGCAUCUCGAUUAGACAAAUUUAAGCAGCUACUUGCUGGCCCAAAUACAGAUCUUGAUGAAUUGCGAAAAUUGAGUUGGUCUGGCAUUCCCAAACGGGUUCGUCCCAUUGCAUGGAAGCUUCUUUCAGGCUAUCUUCCUGCAAAUGUGGACCGAAGAGAAAGCACUUUACAAAGAAAACGCAAAGAAUAUUUUGCAUUUGUUGAGCAAUACUAUGAUUCCAGAAAUGAUGAAAACCACCAAGAUACCUACAGACAGAUACACAUAGAUAUACCACGCAUGAGUCCUGAAGUUUUAAGACUUCAGCCCAAAGUAACAGAGAUCUUUGAAAGAAUUUUAUUUAUCUGGGCAAUACGUCACCCAGCCAGUGGAUAUGUUCAGGGCAUAAAUGAUCUCGUUACGCCUUUUUUUGUCGUCUUCGUUUGUGAAUACAUAGAAGAAGAAGAAGUGGAAAAUUUUGAUGUUUCCAGUCUGCCUGAAGAAGUGCUGCAGAACAUAGAAGCUGACAGUUACUGGUGCAUGAGCAAGUUGCUUGAUGGCAUUCAGGAUAACUACACGUUUGCACAGCCAGGAAUCCAGAAGAAGGUGAAGAUGUUGGAAGAACUUGUUAGUCGGAUUGAUGAACAAGUUCAUAGGCACUUGGAUCAGCAUGAGGUGAAAUACUUGCAGUUUGCUUUCCGUUGGAUGAAUAACUUGCUGAUGAGAGAAGUCCCUUUACGGUGUACCAUCAGGUUAUGGGACACAUACCAAUCUGAACCAGAGGGUUUUUCUCACUUCCACUUGUACGUCUGUGCUGCCUUCCUUGUCAGGUGGAGGAAAGAGAUCCUGGACGAGAAAGAUUUUCAAGAGUUACUGAUAUUUUUACAGAAUUUGCCCACAGUACACUGGGGAGAUGAAGACAUCAGCGUGCUCCUGGCAGAGGCCUACAGACUGAAGUUUGCAUUUGCAGAUGCCCCCAAUCAUUACAAGAAGUGAAUACAAAAAGACAGAAAUCGUUAGAACCAACGUCUUCUGCAGUAUUAUGGCAUCUGUUGUUCUGCUUAUGCUUUCAGCUCAUUGCUCUUUCAUUUGAAGUAAGAUGACCCAUUAAAAUUCUGUUAGAAUUUGCAGAAUGAGAACGGAAUACCAAAGAAGUGGACAAAGCAGGAUAUCGAGCACUGAAUGAACUUCAAAGUGAAUUUUUUUGCUCCACAUGAAAAAUUAGUUCAGAAGUCUUAAAAUAUAAUUUUCUUCUUUUUUCUUCUUCUCUAAGUAGGAAAAUUUUAGUCUGUCUUACUUAUGUUGAGCGAUUUUUCUAUAUACUUUAGACUUAAAACUACUUAUGGAAUGAUUUUGUCAUUACUUCAGUGUCACCUGCCAUGGCUUUAUAAACCAGUUUUGGUCGGUGAAAUUUAUCUACUUUUAGUGGCAAAAAAGAACUUUUCCAUGAUCAUAUAGACCAUAUGAAACAGCAAGGCUUGAGGUCUGGUUAUAACUCAAAAUACACCGAUAUUUAGCACACCACCAUCUGUUGUUUUUCCAUGGAUUUAGGUUAGAAUAUUACAGCAUAUAAGAAUAUAGAAGGUUGUAAUGGAAAUUGGUGGCAUUUUUCUAAACAUUAUUCAGUCUUGAAGAAUGCUAUAGAAGCUUUUUAGCCAUAAAAAGGAGUUACUUAAAUCUGAAGACUCAUCGAUUAUACGGAAAUAAAUCCCUCCCAAUAUAUUUUGGAGUGCUUUAAAACAGUGAAUUAAACAGAAGGCAUGUAACGUUUCUCUUUUAAGGCCUUGCAAUUUUUCAGCAUGGAAGUUCACUUUUAAGAAAUGUAUUAAGAAGCUUGGUUUACAAAGCAAGAUAUAUUUUUAUCUCAGUUGUUGCCUUAUUCUCCAUUUCUAGAAAGUUAGAAAAGGAAAAUUAAUAUAUCUUUCCAAAGCUUUUUUGUUAAAUAAUUUAAUGCCUUUUUUUCCUGAUUAUUCAGAG
Molecule: messenger RNA, 2635 nt
Organism: Cinclus cinclus
Lineage: Eukaryota; Metazoa; Chordata; Aves; Passeriformes; Cinclidae
Gene: TBC1D22A
Product: TBC1 domain family member 22A
Exons: 13
Coding region: 98-1654 (518 amino acids)
Biological process (GO): activation of GTPase activity
Molecular function (GO): GTPase activator activity
Source: RefSeq, a predicted model, not a curated record